Molecule: messenger RNA, 822 nt
Organism: Penicillium atrosanguineum
Lineage: Eukaryota; Fungi; Ascomycota; Eurotiomycetes; Eurotiales; Aspergillaceae
Product: glucose-induced degradation complex GID8
Exons: 4
Coding region: 1-822 (273 amino acids)
Biological process (GO): proteasome-mediated ubiquitin-dependent protein catabolic process
Cellular component (GO): cytoplasm; nucleus
Molecular function (GO): protein binding
Source: RefSeq, a predicted model, not a curated record
AUGGCCGCUAAUCUUAUGUCUCGCACUCCCUCGACGACCACGCCGACCUGGCAUCAGUUCGAGCGGAAGGUCGAAGAGGUUAAGCCAUCCAAGACUGAUGUCAAUUACUUGGUCAUGGACUACCUCAUCACCAAUGGCUACCCUGCUGCCGCGAACAAGUUUGCGGUCGAGGCCAAUAUCCAACUUCAGACGGAUCUGGAAUCCAUUCAGGAGCGGGUUGAUAUUCGGACUGCCAUCCACUCUGGAAAUAUUCAGUCGGCGAUCGAGAAGAUUAACGAGUUGAACCCUCAGAUUCUGGAUGAAGACCCCUCCCUGCACUUCGCACUCCUGCGCUUGCAGCUGGUAGAACUAAUCCGCGACUGCAUGUCCAGUCCAGACGGCGACAUCAGUCCAGCCCUCGAGUUCGCGACCGCGCAGCUAGCUCCUCGAGCCCCAACCAACCCACAGUUCCUGGAAGACCUGGAGCGGACACUGGCACUGCUCAUUUUCCCAAAUGACAACCUAUCUCCGUCUUUGGCCGCCCUUCUGGACCCGGCUCUCCGUAAAGAAAUCGCGACGCAAGUGAAUGAGGCAAUUCUGCAGAAUCAGGGCGCUCGUAAGGAAGCCCGCCUGCGAAACCUUGUCAAGUUGCGCGCGUUCGCAGAGAAUAAAGCCCGUGACGCUAAGAGGGACCUUCCUGAUAAACUGGAUAUCGGUCUGGUUGGCGAUUCUCACGGCGGUAGCCAAACUAGUAAUACUAACGAAUCCAACAAUGGCUCCAGCAACAAUGGCACCGACACAGUCAUGGCCAACAACGGUGAUGUUGACAACAUGAUCUCGUGA